ACUACGCGCUCUGUUGCUCUUUGUACAAUACACAUACACAACACUUUCUUACCACAACGCAUACAGCUAGCUAAUUAUACUCUCUCUAGCACUUUGGCCAAUUCCACAUCUCCCCAUUUUCUCUCUCCCUCCUUCACCUAGACAUAGAUUACAAACUCUUUUUUCAGUCCUUUGUUUUCCUUAUUGAAAUGUAGUAAGGACAAGAAGUUGCAAAUUCGGACUUUAGCUCAGUAAGUGACGUACGUUUUUUCCUAACCCAUGUAUCAAUAACAUCCAGUUGCAGAGAUCAGACCAUUACAUAGCAUCGAUGUCGACGAUCUACAGUCCAUCACGGAGUCCAGGUAGCUCGAGGUUGCCUUUGGGAGGAGGCGGGGGGGCAUCGAGGUUGAGAUCUUCAUCGCUUAAGAAACCACCUGAGCCACUUCGUAGAGCUGUGGCUGAUUGUCUGUCUUCUUCUUCUUCUUCUUCUCCGGCUCACCAUGGGGCCCCCUCUGCUACUGCCUCCGAAGCUUCCCGAACCCUAAGGGAAUAUCUGGCAGCAUAUCCAACAACUGACUUGGCUUAUGGUGUUAUUUUGGAUCAUACACUAGCAGAGCGCGAGCGCAGCCCAGCAGUUGUAGCAAAAUGUGUGGCGCUAUUGAAACGGUAUCUUCUAAGAUAUAAACCCAGUGAGGAGACAUUGGUACAGAUUGACCGAUUUUGUGUAAGCAUCAUUGCUGAAUGUGAUAUGAGUCCCAACCGAAAAUUGGCUCCAUGGUCACGUUCUUUAAGCCAACAAAGUGGUGCAUCUACCACAUCAAAUACUGUAUCGUCUUUGCCUGUUUCGAGUUAUGCAUCAGGAGCACUUGUGAAGUCCUUAAAUUACGUUCGAUCUCUAGUCGCGCAAUAUAUCCCAAAGCGGUCAUUUCAACCAGCGGCUUUUGCCGGAGCAGCUACAGCGUCAAGACAAGCACUUCCCACACUGUCAUCUUUAUUGAGCAAAUCCUUCAACUCCCAACUUAGCCCUGCAAAUGGUAAAGAAUUAUUAGAGAAUAAAGACGUGUCUACUGUUUCAACUUCAGGCUCACCUAUAGCUGGAGAAAUUAAUAGAAUGGAAGAUCAUGAAUUCACUGCUUUUGAUGUUUUCAAGUGGCGUUGGUGCAGAGAUCAACAAUCAUCACCAUCUCUAUCCAAAAGUGACCAUCUUUUGAAUCCCAAAGAUGUGAGUGCACAUAAUUUCCUCGAAGUAGGUGCAGCAGCUCUUCUUGUUGGUGACAUGGAAGCUAAAAUGAAGGGUGAGCCUUGGAAAAUCUUUGGGAGUACAGAUAUGCCUUAUCUAGAUCAACUUUUGCAGCCUUCACUGCUCACGACUGUGACCAAUUCUGCUUCUGCUCGUGCCCACUUAAGAGCAAUAACAGCUCUAAAACGUACUAAACCAGGGCCUCAUCAAAUAUGGGAGGAUUCUCCAGUGAGCACUUUCCGUCCCCGUGCAAAGCCGCUUUUUCAGUAUCGACACUACAGUGAACAACAGCCUCUGCGAUUGAAUCCCAUGGAGGUCUAUGAGGUUAUUGCUGCAGCCUGCUCUGAGACUUCUCCGCCAAAUACUUAUGUGAUGACGGUUUCAUCUAAACUAAGUAACAACAGUGGAAAGCCAUCAAUGGACGUGGCUGUCAGUGUACUUGUCAAACUUGUAAUUGACAUGUAUGUUUUGGAUUCUGAGACUGCUGCUCCUCUUGCGCUGUCCAUGCUUGAGGAAAUGAUGAAUUCUACUCGUUUGGAAUCCAAGACUCGGGCCUUUGAUUUAAUUUUGAAUCUUGGAGUUCAUGCUCAUUUAUUGGAGCCUCCAACAACAGAUGAUGCUUCGACAAUUGAAGAAGAGUAUUGCAAAGAAACUUUUUCGGACAAUGAAACUCAACUUUCUUUGGAAGGAAAUAAAAAAUCAGAUUAUCUUAAGAAAGCUGGGAAUUCCUCAGCCAUUGAUAAGUUUGAGUGUUGGAUUUUAGGCAUCCUCUACGAGAUCCUUCUUCAUCUUGUCCAGACAGAAGAAAAGGAAGAAUCCAUCUGGGCUUCUGCUCUCAGUUGUUUACUAUAUUUUGUCUGUGAUAGAGGCAGAAUAAGGAGGAGCAGACUUAAAGGUCUUGACAUAAGGGUUGUUCAGGUACUUAUAUGUGUUAGCAGGAUGAACUCUUGGGCUGAAAUAGUUCACAGCAAGUUUAUUGGCAUGUUAACAAACAUGUUUUAUGAAAUUCCGGAGAUAUCUAAUAAAGCUCUUUCGGCUACCCCUGAAUUUCUUAUUCAGCAGGUUGAUCUGAUUGGAGGAAUUGAAUUCAUAUUUGUAGAGUUAGUGCUUUCAAAUGCAAGGGAAGAAAGAAGGAAUCUGUACCUGGUGCUUUUUGAUUAUGCUUUGCAUCAAAUAAAUGAGUCAUGCAUAGCUAGUGGAACUUCAGACUACAGUGAGGAUGAGGUCCAACCUGUCGCUAUGCUGCUUAUGCUCGCAGAUGCACCUGAAGCUUUGCAUAUAUCAGUAAAGCUUGGAUUGGAAGGCAUCUUGGAGCUUCUGCAACGCCCAAUAUCUAGUGCAUUGUCCAAAUAUCCAAAUUCUGAUAGACUUUCUAUGCUGUUGGGAAAAAUUGUCGAGAAUUUUGAGAUGCUUAUAAAGUCAUUUACUCAUCUUGAUAAGGAAUUUGCUGAUAUGAGGCAGAUAACUAAAUCAUGCAAAUCUCUAGAAAGUAUUGAUGGAGCUUAUGGAAACAGUUUUGGCAUGAAAGCGAAGCUCUCUUGGGCCACCUUACAUUCUCUUCUUCAUUCUGAAAGAACUCUGUGUCGUCACAAUGGUUAUCUAUGGUUGGGGGAUUUGAUCAUCACAGAAAUUGUCGAGGAAGGGGAUGCUAGUAUAUGGUCAAGCAUCAGAAGUUUGCAGGAGAAAAUUUCUCGGGCCAGUGUUAUUGACUAUUCACCUGAUUUAGAUGUCCCAUUAUCCAUAUGGCUCAUGUGUGGGCUAAUAAAAUCGAAAAGUAACCUCAUUAGAUGGGGUUUUUUAUAUGUUUUGGAGAGGCUUCUUAUGCGCUGUAAGUUUUUAUUAGAUGAAAGUGAAGUCCAACACGCAAUUAGUGGUGAAACAGUUGGAGAUCUGCAUAGUAAAACUCGUCUCGAGAAAGCGAAUGCAGUCAUUGACAUCAUGAGCAGUGCCUUGUCCCUGAUGGCCCAGAUAAAUGAGACCGACCGCAUGAAUAUAUUAAAGAUGUGUGAAAUUCUUUUUUCUCAACUGUGCCUAAAAGUCCUCCCUUCAACUGUGACAUCUAUGGAUGAUCCUAUGACCUGUAUCAAAGAUGUUAGCUGGAAUAAGACGAUUGGUCCAGGAGAAAGCUUCCCUCGACAGGAGUGCUUUGGCUGGGAGGAACACAUUGAAGAUACUAACCACAAACUCAAAAGAAACAAGGAUCCUCCAAAACCAGAAACUGCAUCGAUGGCAGCGCUGCUUCUCCAUGGACAGGCCAUUGUUCCUAUGCAAUUGGUGGCACGUGUUCCUGCUGCUUUGUUUUAUUGGCCGCUAAUCCAACUUGCUGGUGCCGCGACUGAUAAUAUUGCAUUAGGUGUUUCUGUUGGCAGCAAAGGAAGAGGAAAUGUUCCUGGUUCCACCUCUGACAUACGAGCCACUCUUCUCCUGCUUUUAAUUGGUAAAUGCACAGCAGAUCCUGCGGCUUUUAAAGAAGUUGGUGGGGAGGAAUUCUUUAGGGAGUUGUUGGAUGAUACAGACUCAAGAGUGGCAUAUUACUCUUCAAUGUUUCUUCUGAAGAGGAUGAUGACAGAGGAACCGGAAAAUUACCAACGCAUGCUGCAUAACCUUGUUUCUAGAGCUCAGCAGAGCAACAAUGAAAAACUCCUGGAGAAUCCUUACCUUCAAAUGCGGGGUUUACUUCAUCUGUCAAAUGAAUGAUAUACCACAUGAUCCUUUGCUCUGCUUUAUGAAAUUGCUAUUUAAAGAAUCUUGAUGUUCACUGCUUCUGACAAUCAUGGAGCCCAACUGCAGGGAAAAGUAUUCCAAGUUGUGAGCCCAAGGAGGAUAUCAUCAUGAAAUGGUUGUAAGUGUGCACUUCUGUGGGUGUUUAACCAAAUAAUAGUACUCUACGCAACAUGGAUGCCAAGUUGCUGUACUGGGCUGGCUCGGUUGUUUAUGCUUCAGCAGCUUCUCUUAUGUCAUCUCAUGGAGUUCCUCUGAAGUGCAAUUAUGGAAUUUGUUUCCAUUAAUUUUAUUGGCAUUCUUUUCAUGGAUGAGAGAUCUUCCGAUGAUGUUUUGAAGCUGCUUGUUCAUCAGAUGAGUAAGGCAAGCCGAAUAUGUCCAGAAUUCACGAGCACAUGGAAGCCUGAGGAUGCACUUCAACCUUACUGUUGAUGUGUCAGAUUGGGUUACCGAGCAAUCUUCAGGUGCUUGUUCGAACGAAUUUCAACAUCAUCAGAACUUUUGUACAGGAUAAAAUAUCCAAUCGGCAUCUAUCUCUUUUGCCUUAUUUGGGAAUGGUGCUUUAUGGAGUUUAUAAAUUCAUAUAGGUCUUCCUUGCACCAUGGAUGACAAAAUUUUGUGGAUUAUAAUCUGGAUCCCGCACAUAGGAGAAUCACAAGCUUGGACGGUUAUCAGGUUUACAAUGUUUAAUGUGAUCAAACAUGGCAGGGUAAAUAUUCUUAUUCUUUUAUUUUAUUUAUCAUAGCUUUGUACGUGUGUGCAAUUUUCUCUUUUCUUCCUGGGUCCUCAAAAGGAAAUAAUAGAUCCUUGGAGGGGAACCGUCUUUUUGAUAGAUGUAAAAGAGAUGCUGACUGAAUAUCCAUUUAACAUGUAAAAUAUUAGAUAAUGCAAGUCCUUUUAUUUGAUUUUUCCGUCAAA
Molecule: messenger RNA, 4858 nt
Organism: Lycium barbarum (goji berry)
Lineage: Eukaryota; Viridiplantae; Streptophyta; Magnoliopsida; Solanales; Solanaceae
Exons: 18
Coding region: 308-3916 (1202 amino acids)
Source: RefSeq, a predicted model, not a curated record